AUGUCGUGGCUUGGGCGCUUCCGUGGAGCGCGGAAGAUCUCGCCGCUCGAAGCUCGCAUUGGUCCAGUAGGCAGCAGACAGUUCGCGUCUGCUGUUAUUCGGUCCACCUCUCAUCGCCAAGCCAAACCUCCGAGUGCCCCGACGGUAAAAGACAUUCAACGAGCCAACAACUCGUCGCUUACAUUUGCUGAAGCCUUUGGCAAACGAGGACUGGUUAUAGUGGUUGUGGUGUUGGUUUCUAUCACGUGGACUGUGUGGUUAAUUAUUCUGACUGUCGCGCCGAACGAAGCCGCGAACUUCCUCACGAAGACGACGGAGUUUGACAACGGCCGCUUCUGGCUGAUUAUUGACCCUGACCCGGUCUUCUUGAUCGUUAGCGCUCUGAGUCUUGGGAUGCUCGUUCUUGUGUAUAUCGACGUGUUGCUGAAGAUGUCUGUGCAGCGGAAUAUGAUCCAUCCCGUGCGUCCGUUCAACUUGUUGAUCAACGUCAUGUGCCCUGGGAGGAGAGCACGGUCACAAUUCGAACGAAAUGUGCUCUCGUUCUGGUACUAA
This is a messenger RNA of Phytophthora sojae, 552 nucleotides long. RefSeq lists its product as hypothetical. The transcript has a single exon. The record is from RefSeq and is a predicted model, not a curated record. NCBI's taxonomy places the organism in Eukaryota, Oomycota, Peronosporomycetes, Peronosporales, Peronosporaceae. The coding region runs from base 1 to 552 and encodes 183 amino acids.